AAUGCAGGUGUGGAGAAUAAGACCCUGGCAGGGGCUGUGUUGGAUAAAGGCACAGAGAAAAGCCCCACUAAAGCCAGACAGCCGCGGAAGGUGGACCUCAGGGCACGCUACUGGGCCUUCCUGUUUGAUAACCUGCGCAGGGCUGUGGAUGAGAUCUACGUGACAUGUGAAUCGGACCAGAGCGUGGUGGAGUGUAAGGAGGUACUGAUGAUGUUGGACAACUACGUUAGAGAUUUCAAAGCCUUGAUAGACUGGAUCCAACUACAGGAGAAACUGGAGAAAACAGACGCUCAGAACAGGCCGACGUCUUUGGCAUGGGAAGUACGGAAGAUGUCUCCUGGACGCCACGUCAUAUCCAGUCCGUCCUCAGAUCGCAUCGUUCCAUCUCCAAGUGUGCGCCGCUCCCUCAACUUCGGAGGUCCUCCUUCCACAUUGGCCGUAGCACGUCUCUCUCACUCGGGUCCAAGCUGGGCCGACCGGGUCAAGUCCUCUCAGUCCGUUUCUGUGGCCAGUCAGAGCGCCACGUGUCCUGCAGAGAAACCAGGAAAGAAGGAUGCUGAGGGCUGGGAAACAGUCCAGCGGGGUCGUUCUAUGAGACCAAGGUCGACUGCCGUGGUGGCCAAGGUCAGUCCAGUCCUGGCUCACGUCAGCCCUAAAGACAGCACAAAGACGACACAGCCGCAGCUCCAGCCUUCCCCCCGGCACAAAGACCAGGGGCCGUCGGAUCAGGAGGGUGUCCAGGACCAGCCUGCCUCCACAGAACAAGGGUCAGACGGGGAGAAAGCCCCCGUAAGCGAGCCCUCGACAGACAGUACGCAGGUCCCAGGGCAGUCUGUCAGCGCCCCGUGCGAGGACGCACCUCCCACCCCAUCAGCCUCCUCUGCUGGCCCCUCCCUAACCCAAACCCAAACCCCAACCCCAACCCCAGUCUCGACUCCAGCCCCCAUCUCAGCCCCGGUGCCUCCUCCAGGCCCGACCAGCACAGAGGAGCCGAGCACGGGGUUGGCCGUGGGGGAGCAGGAGGCAGUGGGGGUGGCGCGGCAGGGCGCGGCACCAUCUGCUGUAGGAGCAGCUCAGAGUCCCCUGGCAGCGGUGAAACUGGAGAGAAUGCUGGAGCCCACAGAGCUUUCCACUCCCCAGUCCAUGGCUGAGGUGCUGGCUAAGAAAGAAGAGCUGGCCGACCGUCUGGAGAAGGCCAACGAGGAGGCCAUCGCCAGUGCCAUCGCUGAGGAGGAGCAGCUGACCCGAGAGAUACAGGCUGAGAACAAAGAGCUGGAGACGGACAACGAGACUGACUUCUCUGCCAGCAUAGGCAGUGGGAGUUUUGGAUUAAACCUGGAUUGGAGUGAGAUGUUGGCUGACUAUGACGCCCGGGAGCCGUGGCGACAGAGCACUUCGUGGGGAGACAUGGUGGAGGAGGAACCAGCCCGGCCUCCCGGCCAUGGCAUUCACAUGCACGAGAAACUUUCCUCACCGUCACGCAAAAGAACUAUAGCAGAGUCCAAAAAGAAACACGAGGAGAAGCAGCUGAAAGCUCAGCAGCUCCGGGAUAAGCUGCGCGAGGAGAAAUCCCACAAACUGCAGAAGCUUCUGGAAAGAGAGAAGGAUGUGAGGAAAUGGAAGGAGGAGUUGUUAGAACAGCGACGACGGAUGAUGGAGGAAAAGCAGCUCCACGCUGAGUUUAAACGAGAGUUGCAGCUUCAGGCCAUUGUGAAAAAGGCCCAGGAGGAGGAGGCGAAGGUGAACGAGAUAGCAUUCAUCAACACUCUGGAGGCACAGAAUAAGAGGCAUGAUGUUCUGGCCAAGCUAAAUGAAUACGAGCAGCGUCUGAAUGAGCUGCAGGAGGAGCGCCAGAGGAGGCAGGAGGAGAAACAGGCCAGAGACGAGGCCGUGCAGGAGAGGAAACGAGCCUUAGAGGCAGAGCGGCAGGCUCGUGUUGAGGAGUUGUUGAUGAAGAGGCGUGAGCAGGAGGCCAGAAUCGAGCAGCAGAGACAAGAGAAAGAGAGAGCGAGGGAGGACGCUGCUCGCGAGAGGGCCAGAGACCGUGAGGAGCGUCUUGCUGCACUGAGUGCAGCCCAGCAGGAGGCCAUGGAAGAGUUACAGAAGAAGAUUCAGAUGAAGCAAGACGAGAGCAGUCGCAGACACAUGGAGCAGAUUGAACAGAGGAAAGAGAAAGCCGCAGAGCUGAGCAGUGGUAGACAUGCCAACACUGACUACGCCCCCAAACUCACGCCAUAUGAAUGCAAGAAACAGUGCUCCCUCUGCAAUGUUGUCAUCACCUCCGAGGUGCACCUGUUCAGCCACACCAAGGGAAAGAGACACCAGCAGGCCGUCCGGGAGAGCAGCAGCAUCCAGGGCAGGGAGCUGUCCGACGAAGAGGUGGAGCACCUGUCCGUAAAGAAGUAUAUCGUUGACAUAGUGACAGAUACCUCAGUGGCUUCAGAGAGUGUGAAAGAUGGAGAGGAAAGACAGAAGGCCCGGAAAAAGGCAAAGAAACUCCGGGCAAGAAUGAACUCAAGGGCGAAGGAGUACGAGACUUCUGUGGAGGCAAAGACCCAGAUCCCAGAUUCUCCUUACAAGGCCAAGCUGCAGCGUCUGGUGAAGGACCUGUUGAAGCAGCUGCAGGGGCAGGACACUGGCCAGUGGGCUAAUAACAGGGUGUCUGGUCUGAACAGAACGCUGGGGGAGAUCUCCCGUAUCCUGGAGAAACAGAACAAUGCAGAUCAAGUAGCAUUCCAGGUAGGAGGGGGUCUCUCUGCGUUGGAACAGAUUCUGCAGGUAGUCACUGCUGCCUCCAGUCCAGCUGCAGUCCCACGCAUUCCACUCAAGUCACUUUGUGCUGCUACGAACACGUAUAACUUGGCCUGCUCUGGCUGCUACACCAACUGCUCCUACGUCCUCUACAGCAACAAAAUUGCCUUCCUCAUGGACCUUCUACUACAUCAGCUAAUGCUGUACGUGCCAGAUGAGGAUAAAUCCAUCUUUGGCCGCAGCGUCAACAAGCAGGUGUUUGAGGGACUGACCACCGGACUGCUGCAGACGAGCGCCUUGAUUUUAGACCUUCUGCGAUCCGGGGGAGCGGAGGGAUCGCAAGGAAACACCCCACGUAUCUGCUCACCUGAUGCCAAGAGCAAAACACCUGCCAACGAGCCCUUCAGUACCCGUGCACAAGACCUCAUCAGCUACGUGGUGAACAUGGGAUUGAUUGACAAACUCUACGGCUGCUUCUUGUCGGUGCAAGGUCCGAUCGAUGAGAACCCCAAAAUGGCAGCCUUUCUGGAACAAGCCACGGCUCUGCUUCACAGCCUGUGUAAACUCUGUUUCUCCGUGACCAGUCGUUCUCCCAGCAUCUUCGACAAUAAACGACAAGACCCGACGGGUCUGACAGCACUCCUGCAAGCCACAGACCUGGUGGGCGUGCUUCACCUACUCUACUGUAUUCUGCUGCACGGUUGCCUGCCUGAUCCUGCACCCCCAGGACCCCCAGGGCCCCAGGAAUCCUACAGCCCCACCGUCAUCAGCGUGGCCCUGCAGGGGGUACGCUUCCUCAACAGCUUCGCCCUGCUCGACCUCUCGGCUUUCCAGUCUGUUCUAGGAGCAGAGGGUCUGUCUCUUGCCUUCCGCCACAUCGUCAGCUCCCUGUUGUGGUACUGCUCCCAGCACCCCAGUGAGGAGCUGCUGCACGAGGUUAUCAUCUGUGUGGGCUACUUCACCGUCAACCACCCUGACAACCAGGUGAUUGUGCAGUCUGGCCGUCAGCCCAGCGUGUUGCAGAAACUGUGUCAGCUGCCGUUCCAGUACUUCAGCCACCCACGCCUCAUCAGAGUACUCUUCCCCUCCCUCAUCUCCGCCUGCUACAACAAUGCACAGAACAAGGCCAUCCUGCAGCAGGAGAUGAGCUGUGUAUUGCUGGCCACCUUCAUACAGGACUGCACUACAAAUGAGAACCACACAGACAACAGAUCAUCACAACAGGGAGAGAAAGGCUCCCCUCCACUGGAUUACUGUGAGCUGCCCAAUCGUUUCCCCCGAGACCAAUGGGAAUCAGCGCUGCAGUUCUUCCUCAAGAAACAAGAGGACUGAUUCUAGAAAGAGAAAUGCACUCUUGUCUUCUUCAACAUGAAAACAGACACAAACUCUCACACCACUGUAAACACUAGUGCACAAAGCCCCACACGGUAGUUCCAUCCCCCAUCUCCUCUGUCUUUGAGCAGUUACUGUAAGGUGACGUGCAUCUCUAAAGUCUCACACAAUACAAAGCUCUUUCUCUGGAAGCAAAUAAAUAACGAAACGAGACCAGCACAAUAGCUCUUUAUUCCAAUUACAAUCAAAGUUGAUUCUGAACUGAAGUAUUUUGUAAACUCAAGUGUCAUAUUAUUUCUAAGUCAUAAAUUGUUGGAGGAAAACAUUUUUUGCUUUGAUUAGAGGGAAUUUAAAGUUACUUAAUGUAUUAUGUAUAUGUAAACUUAAUUUCUAUGCAAGAUACAAAAGAGGAAUGUUGCUCCUUCCUUCAUUAUGUUUUUUUCUCACACCUUUAGUUAACACAGUCUGAGUAUGUCUUGAAUGCAUUUAUGAAUUAUUUUGUUUGUGAGCUGUCUUUGUCAUUGUUCAAGCCUCUGCAUUGCGAAGCACUUAAGUAAAAGUGGU
Messenger RNA from Chanos chanos (milkfish), 4647 nucleotides. It is a transcript of the gene scaper, whose product is annotated as S-phase cyclin A-associated protein in the ER. The record is from RefSeq and is a predicted model, not a curated record. Gene Ontology annotation, molecular function: zinc ion binding; nucleic acid binding. NCBI's taxonomy places the organism in Eukaryota, Metazoa, Chordata, Actinopteri, Gonorynchiformes, Chanidae. Bases 208 to 4083 code for a protein of 1291 amino acids. The transcript is spliced from 28 exons.